Manihot esculenta (cassava) is the source of this 2834-nucleotide messenger RNA. RefSeq names its product vacuolar protein sorting-associated protein 53 A. Lineage: Eukaryota; Viridiplantae; Streptophyta; Magnoliopsida; Malpighiales; Euphorbiaceae. Gene Ontology annotation, biological process: retrograde transport, endosome to Golgi. The coding region runs from base 191 to 2650 and encodes 819 amino acids. The transcript has 24 exons. Gene Ontology annotation, cellular component: GARP complex. The record is from RefSeq and is a predicted model, not a curated record.
AGUUUACUUAACGCUGUAGGAAGAGGUCUGUAUCCAGCAGAUGAACUUCUCUCGUUUUUUCUUUCUCUCGCUCUCGUUCUCGUUCUCGUUCGCUUGCUCGCAAGCAAAAUCCAUUUGAGCUCGAAAAUUUACACCGUCACCAGAGGCAAGAUCUUUCUCCAUCAAUUGGCAUUCUUAAUUUUCAUCUGCAAUGGACAAAGCAAGCGCAUUGGAGUACAUCAAUCAGAUGUUCCCUACUGAGGCAUCUUUAUCUGGCGUUGAGCCGCUUAUGCAAAAGAUACAUAGUGAGAUACGCCAUGUUGAUGCUGGAAUACUAGCCGCUGUUCGCCAACAGAGCAAUUCGAGAACCAAAGCCAAGGAAGACCUUGCUGCUGCUACUCAUGCUGUGGAGGAACUCAUGUACAAGAUACGAGAAAUAAAAACCAAAGCUGAGCAGAGUGAGACAAUGGUUCAGGAAAUAUGCCGUGACAUUAAGAAGUUGGAUUUUGCAAAGAAGCAUAUAACAACUACUAUUACUGCUCUUCAUCGUCUGACCAUGUUGGUGUCUGCUGUUGAGCAGCUUCAGAUAAUGGCUUCUAAACGACAGUAUAAAGAGGCAGCUGCUCAGCUAGAGGCAGUAAACCAAUUAUGUAGUCAUUUCGAGGCCUACAGAGAUAUACCAAAAAUUACAGAACUCAGAGAGAAGUUUAAAAAUAUCAAACAAAUACUCAAGUCACAUGUGUUUUCAGAUUUCUCAAGCUUAGGUACUGGGAAAGAAUCAGAAGAACCUAAUUUACUGCAGCACUUAUCUGAUGCAUGCUUAGUUGUUGAUGCCUUGGAGCCAUCUGUGAGGGAAGAGUUGGUAAAUAAUUUUUGCAGCAGGGAGCUUACUUCAUACGAACAAAUCUUUGAAGGAGCUGAGCUAGCUAAGCUCGACAAAACUGAACGAAGGUAUGCAUGGAUCAAGCGUCGAAUAAGAACAAAUGAGGAGAUAUGGAAGAUCUUUCCUUCCUCAUGGCAUGUUCCGUAUCGGCUUUGUAUUCAGUUCUGUAAGAAGACAAGGAAACAACUAGAGGGAAUACUCGAAAAUCUCAAAGAGAAGCCAGAUGUUGGAACUUUGUUGCUGGCACUACAACGAACUUUAGAAUUUGAGGAUGAAUUAGCAGAAAAAUUUGGAGGCGGCUCUACUAGUAGAGAGAUUGGGAAUGAGAUAGAAGAAAUUGGCAGGGACAGUAAUAGUCAAACUGUAUCAGAUAUUCGAAAAAAGUACGAAAAAAAGCUUGCAGCUAAUCAAGGAGAGCCUGAACAGGAGAAGGAUGAAAGUAAAGAUUUAUCAGUACCAGGAGCUGGGUUCAACUUCCGUGGAAUUAUUUCAUCUUGCUUUGAGCCUCAUUUGACGAUUUAUGUUGAAUUGGAGCAGAAGACUCUGAUGGAGAAUCUCGACAAACUUGUUCAGGAGGAAACUUGGGAUAUCGAGGAGGGCAGUCAGAAUAAUGUUUUAUCCAGUAGCAUGCAGUUGUUUCUUAUAAUCAAGAGGAGCUUAAAGAGGUGCAGUGCGCUGACAAAGAACCAGACUUUAUAUAAUUUGUUUAAGGUAUUCGAAAGAAUUCUAAAAGCAUAUGUUGUGAAGCUUAAAGCAAGACUACCAAAGGGUGGUAUGGGUAUUGUUGCUGCUGCUACAGGCAUGGAUGGGCAAAUAAAGAUGUCUGACAGAGAUGAAAAGGUGAUCUGCUAUAUUAUCAAUUCAGCUGAGUACUGCCGAAAAACGUCAGGUGAACUGGCUGAAAGUGUAUCCAAAAUCAUUGAUCCUCAAUUAGCAGCAGGGGUGGAUAUGUCAGCAGUUGAGGAGGAGUUUUCGGGACUUAUUACAGAAGCAUUAAUGACUCUAGUGCAUGGCCUGGAAACUAAAUUUGAUACUGAAAUGGUGACGAUGACACGUGUUCCAUGGGGAACACUUGAAAGUGUUGGUGACCAAUCAGAGUAUGUCAAUGGCAUAAAUAUGAUCCUUACAAGCAGCAUUCCUGUACUUGGAAACCUUCUGUCUCCAAUUCAUUUUCAAUAUUUUUUGGACAAGCUGGCAUCAUCUCUUGGUCCACGAUUUUAUGCCAACAUUUUCAAAUGCAAGCACAUAUCAGAAACUGGAGCACAACAAAUGCUUUUAGAUACUCAAGCUGUAAAGACGAUUCUUCUAGAGAUUCCUUCCCUUGGUCGACAGACAUCAAGUGCCGCUAGCUAUUCAAAGUUUGUGAGCCGUGAAAUGAGUAAAGCUGAAGCACUUUUGAAGGUUAUACUCUCCCCGGUAGAUUCUGUGGCAGAUACAUACAGGGCAUUGCUACCUGAGGGAACACCAAUGGAGUUUCAGCGUAUCCUGGAGCUUAAGGGUCUUAAAAAGGCAGAUCAGCAGAGUAUACUGGAUGACUUUAACAAACAGGGGCCAGCAAUUACACAGCCUUCGAUUGCACCUUCAGUUGUACCUGCUGCUGCAGCUGCUCCAGCUCCUGCAAUUACAAAUCCAACGGCUGGAUUUAUCACUUCCCGAGAAGAUGUGCUUACAAGAGCAGCUGCACUUGGACGAGGUGCUGCAACAACUGGGUUCAAGAGGUUCCUUGCUCUAACAGAAGCUGCUAAAGACAGGAAGGAUGGACCUUUUAGAAAACUCUUCAAUGCCUGAGAUGUUCAUAUAAAAUGUAAGCUUAUGUGCUUUGGUUCUUCCUUCAUUCAUUUAUGAGAGAUAUGUGUUUCUUUUCUUGACUUUAUUUUUUAUAUUACAAUGUCAAUACCCAGGAAAGAAAAUUUUGUAUAAAACUUCCAGAAUAUAAAAUAAUUCAAUGAUCAGAGAGUUGUCCUUUAGGCUA